AUGAACCAAGCAGAAGAUGUCGAAGUUGUCCUCGGUCAUGAGCGUCGCUACAAGUUCCACUCGGGUACUUUGGCGCGUAACUCAACCCUCCUCGCCGACUUAUUGACCGAGUGUAACGCCGUCAAGUUGAACACUCGCGCCAGGAACGCAGGUAUCAAGACGCGCUGGAUGAUCGAACUCAAGGACCUGCCUUCCGAGCAACAUCCUGCCGGUCGUCUUGAUCUCGUGGAACUCACACCAACUGCCGAGCGAGCCGACGGUCGCAGCGGCCUAAUCGUCAACGAAAAUGGACGUAUCCCCCAAGCCGUUAAGACCUUCCAGCACUAUGAAAGCAUCUUUUAUGCCUUCUACAACAAAGAGCUCAAGAUUGCUGACACCGACAUGUCCGCCGCCCUUCAUGAUUGCUACCAGCUUCUCAAGAUCGCCGACUACCUAGGCUGCACCAUACUUAUCUCCAAGCCCAUCGAGAUCGCCCUCCUGAAACAUGGCCAGGAUCUCUUCCGCGCCAUCCAGAAGAAGCCGCACGCCUGGAUCGAGAUGUCGUAUCGAAUCCGCAGCGAACUCAUCUUCCGCGAAUGUAUCGUUCAUCUAGUCGGCAACUGGAGGGUCUUGAAGGCUUCACGCAGCACCCUGGAUUACCUGCGCGAAGUCCCUGGUCUGCGCGGCUUGCUCGAGAAGUACCACCGCGCAAUGCUCGGCCAGUGCAAGGCCGUCGAGUUAGCUGUCAUGUCCCUCUACCCCGGCACCAUGCGCCUCCCCGUCGAAGACCUCCCCAUCAAGCGCGAAGCCUACGCCAAAGACAUCCUCGUCUGGAUAGCACUCACCUUCUUCCGCCACUGGAUCGGCCAGCGCCUCAUCAUGGACAAAGGCCGCCACGCUUCCGACUGCGGUUUCGAACUCUACAAGGCGAUCGGCACAGCAGGAGAUUCCUACAUGGACAAGUCCGUCAUCAACCAGUUCCACACCAAAUUUCCCAUGACGAAGAAAGCCAUGAACGUCCUGGAGAACCAUCUGCUCGAGAUCAAGGAGUGUAUGAAGACCGUCGUCGACCAGCACAAGAUCCUCAAGUCAACCUGCCAGUUGGAUAUUCAUCGCUUCCCCGUUGAGUAUCUGACUUGCACUGAGUUCGACAAGGGCGAUUACCCGUGGGACAAGGACAGCGAGGGCCCUAGGGUGCUUCCGGCGAAGAGGGCGUACAAGCCUGGCGGCAAUGACAUUGCUCGCAAGAACUUGGAUACCGCGAGAAUGCAUCAGGAGAGGAGUAUGAGUAUGGAGGGUGAGGAGGAGGAAGAUUCGGUCGAGUUUGAGAGUGAUGAUGAUGAGGAGGAUACCAGGGGUAAGCGGGCUAAGAUUGAUUAA
This is a messenger RNA of Alternaria incomplexa, 1359 nucleotides long. RefSeq lists its product as uncharacterized. NCBI's taxonomy places the organism in Eukaryota, Fungi, Ascomycota, Dothideomycetes, Pleosporales, Pleosporaceae. The transcript is spliced from 2 exons. The coding region runs from base 1 to 1359 and encodes 452 amino acids. The record is from RefSeq and is a predicted model, not a curated record.